Pristis pectinata (smalltooth sawfish) is the source of this 3236-nucleotide messenger RNA. RefSeq names its product RNA guanylyltransferase and 5'-phosphatase (gene rngtt). The record is from RefSeq and is a predicted model, not a curated record. NCBI's taxonomy places the organism in Eukaryota, Metazoa, Chordata, Chondrichthyes, Rhinopristiformes, Pristidae. Gene Ontology annotation, biological process: protein dephosphorylation; 7-methylguanosine mRNA capping. Gene Ontology annotation, molecular function: ATP binding; protein tyrosine/serine/threonine phosphatase activity; mRNA guanylyltransferase activity. Bases 527 to 2329 code for a protein of 600 amino acids. The transcript has 16 exons.
AGGGUCAGUAUUUUCGUUAGAGGAGCGCCGCCUGCAGCGACCGGCCAAUGUAGCGGGGUGCUCAGCGGCUGGCGGGAGCCCGCAUUGGCGGCGAGCACACGUGAUGCAUGCGCAAUGUCGGGGCGUACGCUUUCCCUGGCUGCAGGCCUCCCGAGAGGUGGCCGGGACCUCACCGUGACUGCGAUUUGCUGAAAAGCCGCUUGUCCCCGCUCGCACCGAACCGCCAGAGUUGCCGCACUUGACUUCAUACACUUUCCUUCAGCUGGCUGAUAUAGUCGAAGAAAGAAAAAAAUAAAAAGGGCCACAGUGUAACCGGGAGGCGGGAAGCGGUCGGGUGGAGGCCGCAAAGCCUGGGCCUCGGGUCUGAUGUGAGGGGGGAGAAGCAGACCGGUGGUUCUUCGGAUCAUUGGCGGCUGGGGGCCGCCGGCCACAAGUAAACACGUUGCUUUUGUGGUGCUGGCUAAUUCCUGAAGAUUGAAAAUAAUUUGGAGUCGGUGUAUUUUUGGUACAGGUGUGCAACAUCAACAUGUCGAACAGCGCGGUGCCACCCCGGUGGCUGCAUUGCCCGAGGAGAGGGCAACCCGUGGCAGGAAAGUUUUUGCCUUUGAAAACUAUGUUGGGAUCAAGGUAUGAUAGUUAUGUUCCUGAAGAGAAUCGAUUCCACCCUAGUAUGCUUUCAAACUAUCUAAAGAGUUUGAAGGUGAACAUGGGACUCUUGGUUGAUUUAACAAAUACAAGCAGGUUUUAUGACAGGGCUGAAAUAGAGAAAGAAGGAAUUAAGUAUGUUAAGCUACAGUGCAAAGGACAUGCUGAGUGUCCCACUGAAGAAAUAACAAACAUGUUCAUUCGAUUAUGUGAGCAUUUCAUAUUUCAGCACCCUAUGGAAUUAAUAGGAGUACACUGCACACAUGGCUUCAAUCGAACUGGAUUUCUUAUCUGUGCGUACUUGGUAGAGAAGAUGGAUUGGAGCAUUGAAGCAGCAGUUGCUACUUUUGCGCAGGCGAGGCCUCCUGGUAUUUAUAAAGGGGAAUACCUGCAGGAACUUUUUUCUCGAUACGGUGAAUUAGAAGAUGCUCCUCCGCCACCAGAAAGACCAGAUUGGUGUUAUGAGGAUGAUGGUGAAAAUGUUGAUGAUGAUGGAUAUAAGAUUAGUAAUGACUCAGAACCUGGAUCUUCAGGCUCCAAUCCUAGCAAGAGGAGAAAAGAGCGACUUAAAUUGGGAGCAGUUUUUCUGGAGGGAAUGCAAGUUAAAGGUGUGACCCAAGUGACAAUCCAACCUAAACUGGGAGAGGUUCAAAGGAAAUGUCAGCAGUACUGUGGAUGGGAAAGGUCUGGAUUUCCUGGAGCACAACCUGUUUCUAUGGACAAACAAAACAUAAAAUUUGUUGAGCAAAAGCCAUAUAAAGUCAGCUGGAAAGCGGAUGGGGUACGGUAUAUGAUGCUCAUUGAUGGCAAGAAUGAAGUAUACAUGAUUGACCGAGACUGUUCAGUCUUUCAUGUGGCAAACCUUGAGUUUCCUCUUCGGAAGGAUCUUCGAAUUCAUCUGAGUAACACCUUAUUGGAUGGGGAAAUGAUCAUUGACAAAGUAAAUGGACACCCUGUUCCUCGAUACUUGAUAUAUGACAUAAUAAAAUUCAAUGGAAAGCCAGUUGGUGACUGUGACUUUAGUGUUCGAUUGAGCUGUAUUGAGAAGGAGAUAAUACAGCCACGGCAUGAGAAAAUGAAGACCGGCCAGAUUGACAAAACUAGGGAGCCAUUUAGUGUGCGAAACAAGCCAUUCUUUGACAUCCAUGCUGCAAGAAAGCUGUUGGAGGGAAGCUUUGCUCGGGAAGUUAGCCAUGAAGUGGAUGGACUGAUUUUUCAACCAACUGGGAAGUACAGGCCUGGUCGAUGUGAUGAUAUACUUAAGUGGAAACCUCCAAGCCAUAAUUCUGUUGACUUUCGUCUGAAAAUAACAAAAGUAGGAGGAGAAGGGUUGCUCCCUCAGACUGUUGGAAGACUGUAUGUUGGCAAUUAUGAACAGCCCUUUGCACAGAUGAAGGUAAACAAAGAACUGAGAGCAUAUGAUAACAAGAUCAUCGAGUGCAAGUUUGAGAACAACAGUUGGGUUAUAAUGCGAGAAAGGAUAGACAAGAGCUUCCCCAAUUCCUAUGACACAGCUAUGGCUGUCUGCAACAGUAUUGCUAAUCCAGUUACAAAGGAGUUCCUAUUCGAAUUCAUUGAAAGGAAUCAAAUGCUAUCCGAAAGAGAACCCCGGAAAAAAUCACUGGAUAUGGACUCUGAGCUAAUGCCACCGCCACCUCCAAAGCGACCAAACCAUGCUUUGUAAGCAUUAGAUUUGUAAACACAUCUUUGUAAAAAAAAAUACAAAUACAGAAUCAUUGUUUUUGCAGGUCUGCAUAGGCUGAUAUCGAAACUAUUUUCUCUGGGACAGAUGGAUACAGAUUCUCUUGGACAUCAUUAGAUUUCUCUCAGUUCAGCAAACUGUAAAAAUAAAUAAAAAAUCUUCAUCUAUUAAGCGCAGUUAUUAAUUUUCUUUACAUUUCCUAACUCUUGGUUAAUUCAGAUUGUUUUUGGGCUCUUUCAUUACUGCACUCCAACUUUUAGUCCCUAUCUUAUAUUUGCAAGAAAUUACAAUUGUAUAAGUAUUUAUUUUGUGGAGAAAAAUCACACUUUUGCUUUUUCACAAUGGAAUUCAAAGUUCUCAGAAUUCUAUGGAGCUGUUUGCUUUCAAUCAUUUUUGCAGUUUGUUGUAUAUAUAAAACGGAGAUUAAAUUAUCAUACAGUUUUUUUAAGAGCUUUAUUUUUAAUAUAGUUUUAAUCCACAGACUAUGCAGGCCAAAAAGAAAUUAAAGGUUCCUAUUUAAUAUGUUUAUUCUGAGUACCACAGCUUUUCAAAGCAUGGAUGUGAACCGACUUUGCGUUAACGAAAAGUGAAUAAAGAUUUCCCCGCAAAUCCUACCACCCUGCCCCAGCAAAACUAUGUAUUUGCUUUAAUUUAAAAAUGGUAGGCAUGUUAGCCUAAGUGCAUCCUCACUCCAUAUACCUUCUACUGACUAACUAACUUUCAUGUUUUCUCUUUUAAAUUAUGGGGGACUUGAUGUAAACAUUUGCAAUAAGUGUCAAUAAAAGACACCUCCUUCCUUUAGGAUGAAGUGUGUUGGAUUAUGUAAUUUUUAGGAAGACUUUGUUGCAUCUUUUUGUCUGUUAAUUAAAAAAUACAAAUGUUUCAAGUU